AUGCCCGGACCCUCCGCGCCCUCCGCCCCUUCGGCCCCGGGCCCGCGGGUGGGCUGGGGGCCCUCAGGGGACUCGGGGCCCAGGAGCAGGGGCGCGGGGACUCGCGCUCCGUCCUCCCUUCUGCUCGGGCCACGGAGCCCUGCAGAUCCCGGACCUGGGGUGACCGCCCCGUCCCAAGUGGACGAGAUGCCGCCACCUCCUCCCACAACGAUGGACAAAGGCCUCCACGGGCCUGGAAGCGCUGGGUCCCGCGGCGCCGCCCCGCGAAGCCUCCGGGGUCCCUCUGCUGCCCCCUCGCGGCCGGCCGAGCGCUGCAAGGGGAUGGAGCUGGGGGGCGACCCAGCCGCUCCUCCGCGGGGAGAGGCACGCGCGGCUGCCAGGCUGCAGGAGCGACGCCAGGAAGGAAGCGCUGGAGAGGGGCUGCAGUGGGGUGAGACCCGCACCCCGGGAGCCCCUGGAGACCAUCCCGGGACAGCUCUCUCUGCGUGUCUUGCAUCCAUCAGCUCGACAGCCUGCUUCGUUUUUGUGCUCUUUGCUUUCCUGGUGCUGCCACUGUCCAUGACCUUUCACAGAAUGAAGUUUUUGGAGGACUGCCCCAUACAGCCCCUCAUUCCUAUGUAUUUGCUAGUGGGCAGAUCGUUGGUGUCCCUUCUGCUGUGCGACUCCACCAGGGUGCGGCGGCUGCUGUCCAAAGCGGUGGUGAUCGAUGACGAUGACGAUGACGAAUAUCCCUGGAGGCAGAAUGCCCACAAAUACUACCUCCACCUCCUCCUCAGCCUCUUCCUCUUCCUCUGGCUCAUCCUGGGAAAUUACUGGAUCUUUUCAGUUUUCCUGCCUGAUUUCAUCCCCCCUUUCCAGCAGCCUCAAAAUUACUGCGAUAAAACCCUGUACCUGUUCGUGGUGGGGGUCCUGAUGCUCAGCCACGCCAUGCUGGGCUUGCUGGUCCUGUGCAGGGGCUGCGUCUACCCGUGCUCCAGGUGGGGCUCGGCUGCCGACGAGGACUGA
Messenger RNA from Choloepus didactylus (southern two-toed sloth), 1005 nucleotides. RefSeq names its product transmembrane protein 272 (gene TMEM272). The record is from RefSeq and is a predicted model, not a curated record. The transcript is spliced from 5 exons. NCBI's taxonomy places the organism in Eukaryota, Metazoa, Chordata, Mammalia, Pilosa, Megalonychidae. The coding region runs from base 1 to 1005 and encodes 334 amino acids.